Messenger RNA from Branchiostoma belcheri (Belcher's lancelet), 1876 nucleotides. Its product is annotated as sulfotransferase 6B1-like. Lineage: Eukaryota; Metazoa; Chordata; Leptocardii; Amphioxiformes; Branchiostomatidae. The record is from RefSeq and is a predicted model, not a curated record. The transcript has 11 exons. Gene Ontology annotation, cellular component: cytoplasm. Gene Ontology annotation, biological process: sulfation. Bases 2 to 1648 code for a protein of 548 amino acids. Gene Ontology annotation, molecular function: sulfotransferase activity.
GAUGGCAGAGAAGACGGCAAGUUUCUUGGACGAUGAUGACUUCACACAUGUCGUCAAGGGCAUCAGAUAUCCACCUGACGUCACCAAGGACAAUCUGGAGGCCAUGGCGAACUUUGGCCUCCGAGAUGACGACAUAGUCAUAGUGGCGUUCCCUAAAGCAGGAACUAACUGGGUGCUUGAGAUCGUGAACAAGAUCCUGUCGGCCUGCGGAAGGACCGACGUCUCUUCUGACGACAUGGUGGGAAAACUGGAGUUCAGCUACCCUCACGAGCCACGCCCUCGUCACGUGAUGUUACAGACCUGUGCCUCUCCCCGCGUCAUCCUGACCCACCUCACCCCACACACCGCCCCGCCCGGCAUCUCACAGCCGAAGGAUAACGUGAAGGUGAUCGUUGUUAUGAGGAACCCUAAGGACACAGUGGUGUCCGACUUCCAUUUCGAGCAGAAGCUCCGAGCUCGUUUUGAACGGAAACCGCUUCCUUCAUGGGACGAGUUCUUCCAGUUAUUCCUGGCCGGCAAGCAUACGUUCGGUUGCUACUUUGACCAUGUCCUGGGCUGGUGGCAGAGGCGUGAUGACCCCCACUUCUUGUUCCUAAAGUACGAAGACAUGAAGAAGGACUUACCGAACGCCGUCAGGUCAGUGGCGACCUUCCUAAAGGUCAAACUGGAUGACGCUUCCAUCGAGGCUAUCGCGCAUGCGUGCACCUUCUCAAACAUGAAAGCGGCCCUGGAUAAGUCACGUUACGACGACAGGACAUUCAACGCUCGCAAAGAGACGACUGCAACUUUCAUGGACGAUGAUGACUUCACACAUGUCGUCAAGGGCAUCAGAUAUCCACCUUAUGUCACCAAGGACAAUCUGGAAGCUAUGGCGAACUUUCGCCUCCGAGCUGACGACAUAGUCAUAGUGGCUUUUCCAAAAGCUGGAACCAACUGGAUGCUUGAGAUCGUGAACAAGAUCCUGUCGGCCUGCGGAAGGACCGACGCCUCGUCUGACGACAUGGUGGGAAAACUGGAGUUCAGCUACCCUCACGAGCCACGCCCUCGUCACGUGAUGUUACAGACCUGUGCCUCUCCCCGCGUCAUCCUGACCCACCUCACCCCGCACACCGCCCCGCCCGGCAUCUCACAGCCGAAGGAUAACGUUAAGGUGCUCGUUGUUAUGAGGAACCCCAAGGACACAGCGGUGUCCUACUUCCAUUUCGAGCAAAAGCGCCGGGCUUAUUUUGAACGGAAACCGAUUCCUUCAUGGGACGAGUUCUUCCAGUUAUUCCUGGCUGGCAAGCAUACGUUCGGUUGCUACUUUGACCAUGUCCUUGGCUGGUGGCAGAGGCGUGAUGACCCCCACUUCUUGUUCUUAAAGUACGAAGACAUGAAGAAGGACUUACCGAACGCCGUCAGGUCAGUGGCGACCUUCCUAAAGGUCAAACUGGAUGACGCUUCCAUCGAGGCUAUCGCGCAUGCGUGCACCUUCUCAAACAUGAAAGCGGCCCUGGAUAAGUCACGUUACGACGACAGGACAUUCAACGCUCGCAAAGGUCUUGUCGGCGACUGGAAGACAAUAUUUACCGACGAACAAAGCAAGUCGCUCGACUUAAAAUGCAAGACAAAACUGGAGGGAGCCGGACUAAUUCUUGACUUUGAAUAGGUCCAUUCUCAGUUAAGAGUACUAGUAACGUUAUAUUAUUUGACAGUCGCGUUACGGUGUAUAUUGACGCUAACCGAACACGGUUACACGUAGUUUUGAAGUGAGAAGAACUCGUGCUAUGAGGCAAAAAAAGACACGGUGAGCGACAACAGUUAGCGACAAGUAUUUUGAUUUAUUUCGAUUUAUUCUCGGAAUUUCUGGUAAUUUCUGAUAAUCCACGGUUGUCGU